Messenger RNA from Mesocricetus auratus (golden hamster), 10545 nucleotides. It is a transcript of the gene Thsd7a, whose product is annotated as thrombospondin type 1 domain containing 7A. NCBI's taxonomy places the organism in Eukaryota, Metazoa, Chordata, Mammalia, Rodentia, Cricetidae. Bases 268 to 5370 code for a protein of 1700 amino acids. Gene Ontology annotation, biological process: actin cytoskeleton organization. The transcript has 28 exons. The record is from RefSeq and is a predicted model, not a curated record. Gene Ontology annotation, cellular component: plasma membrane.
GGCACUGUGCCUUUGCUGUCCCCUGCCCUUGGUCCCCUCGGGUCCCCUCGGGUCUUCUCUUCUCUCGCCCCCCUCCCUUCCCUACAGCUGGCGGCGGGGGCUGCUCCUUGCAGAGGUCUGGGCUGGCUCUGUCAGCUGGGGCCCCCUGUGGCUGGCUGUGUCCCUAGCCGCUAGGACCUGCCAGUCUGCACGCCAUGGCAGAGGAGGCAGCAUCCCCGCCAGCAUCCCCGCCAGCGGCGGCGGCAGUGGCGUCCACGGCCGCCGCGGAUGCUAUUGUUCCCUAGUGUUAGUUGCUCUUUGGCUGCUUUUCAUCUGGAGCGAACAAUAGCAGCUGAGAGAGCUUUGCUUGCGUUCUCUGCUGGUAAGAGAAGAAGGACCGUCCCCCGCGAGAGUACUGCGGCUCCGGAGGCUGGAGCGGCUGCGGACAGCAUGGGACUGCGAGAAGGGCUCCUGGAGUCCCGUAGCCGGGGCGUCCUGCAGCUGUUGAGGCUGCCACUGCUCUGGCUGCUCCUGCUGAGCUCCUGUGCCCACGGGGCUGCUGCGCAGGGAGACGCCGAGGUGCCCACCCUCUAUCUGUGGAAGACCGGUCCCUGGGGACGGUGCAUGGGAGAUGACUGCGGACCAGGCGGCAUCCAGACCCGGGCUGUGUGGUGUGCUCACGUGGAAGGUUGGACGACACUGCAUACGAACUGCAAGCAGGCCGGGAGGCCCAGUAACCAGCAAAACUGUUUCAAAGUGUGUGACUGGCACAAAGAGUUGUACGACUGGAGGCUGGGACCCUGGAAUCAGUGUCAGCCUGUGAAUUCCAAAAGCCUGGAGAAAGCUCGAGAAUGUGUGAAAGGAGAGGAAGGCAUCCAGGUGAGAGAGAUAACCUGCAUCCAGAAAGAUAAGGACAUUCUCGCAGAGGACAUCAUCUGCGAGUACUUUGAGCCCAAGCCCCUUCUGGAACAGGCCUGCCUCAUUCCAUGCCAACAAGACUGCAUCGUGUCUGAGUUCUCGGCCUGGUCUGAGUGCUCUAGGACCUGUGGCAGUGGUCUGCAGCACCGCACUAGGCACGUGGUUGCACCGCCACAGUUUGGAGGCUCUGGCUGUCCCAACCUUACCGAGUUCCAAGUGUGCCAGUCCAACCCCUGCGAGGCAGAGGAGAGCAUGUACAGCUUGCAGGUGGGGCCCUGGAGUGCAUGCUCAGUGCCACACUCACGGCAAGCCAGGCAAGCCAGGCGUCGUGGCAAGAACAAAGAGCGGGAGAGGGACAGAGGCAAAGCGGUGAAGGACCCAGAGGCCCGUGAACUCAUCAAGAAGAAGAGAAACAGAAACAGACAAAACAGACAGGAGAACAGAUACUGGGAUAUCCAGAUUGGGUAUCAGACCAGGGAUGUGAUGUGUACGAACAAGACCCGGAAAGCUGCGGAUCUCAGCUUUUGCCAACAAGAGAAGCUACCCAUGACCUUCCAGUCCUGUGUGAUCCCCAAAGAGUGCCAAGUGUCCGAGUGGCUGGAAUGGAGCCCAUGUUCAAAAACGUGCCAUGAUGUCACAUCCCCCACUGGCACUCGUGUAAGGACAAGGACUAUCAAGCAGCUCCCAAUUGGAAGUGAAAAGGAAUGUCCAGAACUUGAGGAGAAAGAACCCUGCUUGUCUCAGGGAGAUGGCGCUGUCCUCUGUGCUACGUAUGGCUGGAGAACUACAGAAUGGACAGAGUGCCACGUGGACCCUUUGCUCAGUCAACAGGACAAGAGGCGUGCCAAUCAGACAGCCCUCUGCGGAGGUGGCAUCCAGACCAGGGAGGUAUACUGCACACAGACCAAUGACAACCUGAUCUCCCACUUAAGUACACAAAAGGACAAAGAAGCUUCAAAACCAGUGGACUCAAAAUUAUGCAGUAGCCCUGUUCCUAAUACCACACAGCUAUGCCACAUUCCUUGUCCAGUUGAAUGUGAAGUUUCACCUUGGUCUGCCUGGGGACCUUGUACUUACGAAAACUGUAAUGAUCAACAAGGGAGAAAAGGAUUCAAACUAAGGAAGCGACACAUUACUAAUGAGCCUACUGGAGGUUCUGGGGCAACUGGAAACUGUCCUCACUUACUGGAAGCCAUUCCCUGUGAAGAGCCAUCCUGCUAUGACUGGAAAGCAGUGAGACUUGGAGACUGUGAACCAGAUAAUGGAAAGGACUGUGGGCCUGGCACUCAAGUGCAAGAGGUUGUGUGCAUCAACAGUGAUGGAGAGGAAGUGGACAGACACCUAUGCAGAGAUGCAAUCUUUCCCAUUCCUGUGGCCUGCGAUGCUCCGUGCCCAAAGGACUGUGUGCUCAGUGCAUGGUCCACAUGGUCCUCCUGUUCACACACCUGCUCCGGGAAAACCACAGAAGGGAAACAGAUCCGAGCUCGCUCCAUUCUGGCCUAUGCAGGUGAAGAAGGUGGAAUCCGCUGUCCAAACAGCAGUGCUUUGCAAGAGGUGCGCAGCUGCAAUGAGCAUCCAUGCACUGUGUACCACUGGCAAACUGGUCCAUGGGGUCAGUGUAUAGAGGACACAUCAGUGUCAUCCUUCAAUACGACUACAACAUGGAAUGGGGAAGCUUCGUGCUCUGUGGGCAUGCAGACACGGAAAGUCAUCUGUGUGCGAGUCAAUGUGGGCCAAGUGGGACCCAAGAAGUGUCCUGAAAGCCUUCGGCCUGAAACAGUAAGGCCUUGCUUGCUGCCUUGUAGGAAGGAUUGUAUCGUGACUUCAUACAGUGACUGGACACCAUGUCCCUCUUCAUGCAGAGAAGGGAACUCUGGACCCAGGAAGCAGUCUAGACAUCGGGUCAUCAUUCAGCUGCCAGCCAAUGGAGGCCGGGACUGCUCAGACCAGUUAUAUGAAGAGAAGGCCUGCGAGGCGCCUCCCAUGUGUCACAGCUACAGGUGGAAGACACACAAAUGGCGUAGGUGCCAGUUAGUUCCUUGGAGCAUUCAACAGGAUGUCCCUGGAGCCCAGGAAGGUUGUGGGCCUGGACGACAGGCAAGAGCCAUUACUUGUCGAAAACAAGAUGGAGGGCAGGCUAGCAUCCAGGAGUGCCUCCAGUAUGCAGGCCCUGUGCCAGCCCUGACCCAGGCUUGCCAGAUCCCCUGCCAAGACGACUGUCAAUUUACCAGCUGGUCCAAGUUUUCUUCAUGCAAUGGAGACUGCGGUGCAGUUAGGACCAGAAAGCGUGCUAUUGUUGGAAAAAGUAAAAAGAAGGACAAAUGUAAAAACUCCCAUUUGUACCCUCUGAUUGAGACUCAGUAUUGUCCUUGUGACAAAUACAAUGCACAGCCUGUGGGAAACUGGUCAGACUGUAUUUUACCAGAAGGGAAGGCUGAAGUGCUGUUGGGAAUGAAAGUACAAGGAGACAGCAAAGAAUGUGGACAAGGAUACCGUUACCAAGCAAUGGCAUGCUACGACCAAAAUGGAAGACUUGUUGAAACAUCGCGAUGCAACAGCCAUGGUUACAUAGAAGAAGCCUGCAUCAUUCCCUGCCCCUCAGACUGCAAGCUCAGUGAGUGGUCCAACUGGUCCCGCUGCAGCAAGUCCUGUGGCAGCGGCGUGAAGGUCCGGUCCAAGUGGCUGAGAGAAAAACCUUAUAACGGAGGCAGACCUUGCCCCAAACUGGACCAUGUCAACCAGGCACAGGUGUAUGAGGUCGUACCAUGCCACAGUGACUGCAACCAGUACAUAUGGGUCACGGAGCCGUGGAGUGUCUGCAAGGUGACCUUUGUGGACAUGCGGGAUAACUGUGGAGAGGGUGUGCAGACCCGUAAAGUGAGAUGCAUGCAGAAUACAGCAGAUGGCCCUUCUGAACAUGUGGAGGAUUAUCUAUGCGACCCAGAAGAUAUGCCUCUGGGCUCUAGAGAGUGUAAACUACCAUGCCCUGAGGACUGUGUGAUAUCUGAGUGGGGGCCAUGGACCCAGUGUACUUUGCCUUGCAACCCAAGUGGUUCCCGGCAAAGGUCAGCUGAACCCAUCAGACAGCCUGCUGAUGAAGGAAGAGCCUGCCCAGAUGCUGUGGAGAAAGAACCCUGUAAUCUCAACAAAAACUGUUACCACUAUGACUACAAUGUCACAGACUGGAGUACAUGCCAGCUGAGUGAGAAGGCAGUGUGUGGAAACGGCAUUAAAACAAGGAUGCUGGACUGUGUUCGAAGUGAUGGCAAGUCCGUUGACCUGAAAUAUUGUGAAGAGCUGGGCCUAGAGAAGAACUGGCAAAUGAGCAUGUCCUGCAUGGUGGAAUGCCCUUUGAACUGCCAACUUUCAGACUGGUCUUCUUGGUCAGAGUGUUCUCAAACAUGUGGACUCACAGGAAAAAUGAUUCGAAGACGAACAGUGACACAGCCCUUUCAAGGUGAUGGGAGACCCUGCCCUUCCCUGAUGGAACAGUCCAAGCCUUGCCCAGUGAAGCCAUGCUACCAUUGGCAGUAUGGCCAGUGGUCUCCAUGCCAAGUUCAGGAGGCUCAGUGCGGAGAAGGAACCAGGACACGAAAUAUUUCUUGUGUAGUGAGUGAUGGCUCAGCUGAUGAUUUCAGCAAAGUUGUGGACGAAGAGUUCUGCACUGACAUUGAGCUCAUUGUAGAUGGUAAUAAACAGAUAGUUCUGGAGGAAACCUGCACCCAGCCCUGCCCAGGUGACUGCUAUUUGAAUGACUGGUCCUCAUGGAGUCUUUGUCAGCUGACCUGUGUGAAUGGUGAGGAUCUUGGCUUUGGUGGAAUCCAGGUGCGAUCCAGAGCAGUUAUUAUACAGGAACUAGAAAAUCAACAUCUGUGCCCAGAGCAGAUGUUAGAAACAAAGUCAUGUGAUGAUGGACAGUGCUUUGAGUACAAGUGGAUGGCGAGUGCUUGGAAGGGCUCCUCUCGAACAGUGUGGUGUCAAAGGUCAGAUGGUGUGAAUGUAACAGGGGGCUGCUUGGUAGUGAGCCAGCCUGAUGCCGACAGGUCUUGUAACCCACCAUGUACUCAACCCCACUCAUACUGUAAUGAGAUGAAGGCAUGCCGCUGUGAAGAAGGGUACACUGAAGUCAUGUCCUCCAACAGCACCCUUGAGCAAUGUACACUUAUCCCAGUGGUGGUGAUUCCCACUGUGGAGGACAAAAGAGGAGAUGUGAAAACCAGUCGGGCAGUUCACCCAACCCAACCCUCCACUAACCCAGCAGGACGGGGCAGGACCUGGUUUCUACAGCCAUUUGGGCCAGAUGGAAGACUAAAGACCUGGGUUUACGGUGUCGCGGCUGGGGCAUUUGUACUGUUAGUCUUCAUUGUCUCCAUGAUUUAUCUAGCUUGCAAGAAGCCAAAGAAACCCCAAAGACGGCAAAAUAACCGUCUCAAGCCUUUAACCUUAGCAUAUGAUGGAGAUGCCGAUAUGUAACAUUGACUCUUCCUGGAAACAACCAGACUUGGCCUUUUGCCUUUGUAGUAGACAUCCAGGGACCACAGUGCUAGUAUUCAAACCUCUGAAUUAUAAUUAAUUUAAAAUGUUACGAACACCAUCCUUAAGAAGAAAAGAAGAGAAAACCCCCCUCCCACUGGGAAUAUUCAAGACAGCACCACUGACAUACAGAGAGUCAACCUUGAGAAUACUAGCAGAUGCAGUGGAAUGCAUGUUGUGUCACGAGAGUUUUGAAUCAUCUUUUCUGAAAUCUACCGAUUGAAAACAAACCACUUUAAUCCCUAAAAAGCCUUGAGGAAAUUGGCCAAUUGGGAAGCCAGAUGCAAGACUGCUUGUAGCACUAACCCGCAGAGCUUUCUAGCAUGAAAAAUUCAUAAUGAAGGUUUUAUAACUCUACACUUAAGCAUAACAACAUGUAUAGCCAAUCAACUGAUACACAUAUUGAUGUCAUCUUAUAUACUUGUUAAUAAUCAAUGUUUAACAGUGAAGAAGAUAAAGUCCUAUGCUAGAUGGAGAACCCAUUGAACAAUUUAGCAUCUUCAUGGUUGAUGGUAGCUUUUAUUGGCCUGCAUUUCAGAGACAAACUCUUUUGUAAGACUAUUCUUGUCUCUUUCCAAUGUGUGAAUGCUGGACGUGUACUAGUAUCUUAGAAGACAGAAUCCUCAAGUUCGGUAUUUUAUAGUGGUUAUUGUCUAGGAAACAAAUAUGCUUGUGUUAAUACAUUUCUACUUUCCCUAAUUUCACACUGGUUGCCUACAUCUUUUUUGCUAUAUGGAAGGCACAUUUUGCACUAUAUUAGUGCAUCAUGAUAGGAACUUAACCAGUAUUGCCAUAGGAACUUCCUCUUUUCAUACGGGAUCUGUGCCAGGAGUGCUGUGGAGACAUUUGCAAGCUUGUACUCGGGAGAGAGUUAGUUCAGUCUUGUUGGUAACAGGAUCGAAUCUGCUACUACAUCUGCUGUCUACACUCUUCCUUCUCACUACAGCCAUUAGGAAAUUGAAAACACGGCAAGAAUUCAAGUGAUGAAGUCCCUAACCCAUCAACCUCCAAAGGGUGGAAGCCCCUGGUUGGGUUGCAGUUGCUCUUGGAAGGCUGUUUCUGAUGAGAUUUAUAUAUUUGUUAUCUUUGUUUAAAAAAAGAAGAAGAAAAGAAAAGAAAAAAGGACUGGUUGUCUUCGUAAUUUUGAGCAGAUGGAGAAAAUAAUGUACUGAUGAUUUUUGUAACAAAAAAAUCACAAUUAUGUGUUAGCUUUUCUUUCUUCCUGAUUUGCUUUCUCGGUGUGAGGUUGACAUUCUGUCAUGUAGGCUGUCUUUCACUGUCAUGGUCUUUUGCCCUUCUCCUGACUGAAAUCUCAAGCAGUAUGAUUCUAAAACCUAAAGCUUAAAAAGAGAAGAGCAAGUUAUCUCAUCUAGAGUUUGCUUAAAUAUCAAGAGCAACAGUCACAAACCUUAUAAGAAAAAGAUCAAACAGGAAAUGUUUUCAGUCAGGUCUGUAGUUGAGCUGGCAACACUCCCAUUGUUCCAUGGUGCCAGAGAAGAUACUCCACAGGAAAAACAGUGACAUCACUGUUUUCCAUGAAAAAAACAACAGGCUGUUUUUACAUGUCUUAGUUUGUGAACCUACCUUACUCUGUAGAUGUGUUCAUAGAGCUAGCUCUACCGUAUACAAUCGUUAGUUUUCAGUUGUUUACUCUCUGUCUACCAGCUUUGAUCUCACAGGUCACAAUUUAUAGUCAUUACUAUUGUUGGGGAAGUGGUUCUGUAUUCACUGGCAUAGCCUGGGAAAUGCUAUCAUGGAGUAUUUCUCACUUUUUCCUUCUAAAAAGGAAGUUAAACUGUGUAGGGGGAAAAAACAGUCACGUAUUUCUGGCAGUAACUGCUGCAGUUAGCUUCUGGACCAUUUCCAGUCAUUUAAAUACAGUAAACACCUUUAGGGUUUUGCUUUGUUUUGUUUGUUUUUAAGCUUAAACAUUUGUGUGUUGCUGGAACUGUGGUUUGGGUGAUGAGGUAUUUGCCUUCAUAGACUGGGUAUGAGCUCCCCCUGCUGUCCAUUAGAACAGCAUUUCCUGCAAAGAUUACAAAAGAAUCCUGAGUGUAUUGUAAUCCCACAAAUGAAAAUCUUUAUAUAAAUUCAAUAUGAAAAAUGUGAUAAGUACCUUUUAUUUAUUCCAAAUUUAAGGUUUUAGAUGGUAUAUGUCAUUUCAAAGAGAGGAGACAGGAGGAUGAGUUUACUGUAAGCCAAGGAUUUAGUUGAAGUAUAACAUGAAGAGGAAGGAAAAUAAUAUUGUUACUAUAAAACUGUGAUUGUUACACAAACACACACAUGCACACACACACAAACACACACACACACACACACACAUACGAGGUCUUCAACAUAAUUCUUAAGUUAAUCUCUUUGGAUCAAAAAGCUCAGUUCAAAAUAGAUGAAACAUAAUCCAUUGUGAUUAGGUGAAAAAUUGUAACAAUCUGAUGAAAUGUAGGCAACACCUAGCAUUCUUGAGAUGGGGAAUAAAAUCUUAUUUUAUUCCUUGCACAAGCUACAUUUAAGGUAUUUUAUGAAAUGUGAUUAAUUAUAAAGACAAAUCAGUGCUCUCCUACCUAGGAUAUAAUAAAUAAGUUAAAAAAUCAUAAGAUAUAAAAAUUGUGAAGAUGAAGGAUGUUUAUGAAUAAAUAAUUGUAUUUAAAGCUACAUUAAUGUUGGAAAAACUGGAUAUUCCGUAUCAGGAUAAAUCAGUACUGCAUGGAUUAUUGUUAGAAAUGGGAAAAUGAGAAUGUAUCCAUUUGGAUAAUUUGGACCAAUGGGUGCUUAUUAUACUUAUACUUAUUAUACUUAUAAUUCAGGAGGUAAACAGUAAAAUUUUUCUGAUGACAACCUGUGCCUUUCCAAAACAGUCUGUGGGCAGAAAUAAAAGGAGAGGGAGACAGGAAGGGAGGGAAAGAUGGAGGAGGAAGGGAAAGAAGGAAGGAAGGAAGGAAGGAAGGAAGGAAGGAAGGAAGGAAGGAAGGAAGGAAGGAAGGAAGGAAAGGAAGAAGAGAGAUGAUCUUCUAUUUGAUUUUAAGAAGAAAGGACAAAUGCAGAUAUGUAUAGAAUAUUGUUGGACUAUCCCAGGAAGAGUGGCAUGACUGAUAUUCCUUGAAAGAGGCUGAUUUGCCUAUUCAUCAGUGCCCAUCCAGUAUACUGACUAUAAAUAAGCUCUAUUUCGAGGUUUCUUUGAGUGUAGCCUAAACUAAUUGAAAAGGGGUACAUUAAAGCAUGUCUUUAAUUAUUUAUAUAAUGAAGCACAAAUUACUUAUAAGAAGACAUAUUUAUUGAGUUAUCACAUGUCCGACACUCAGCUGGACACUUAAAAUUAGUAAAGGCUUUGUAUACAUAAGUUACUAAGACAUCCAAAAGAAGAAAAAGCAUGCUUUUUAGAGGCGCUUGCUUUGGAACACAUUACUACAGAUUCUUUAAAAGCAUGCUUAGUCCUUUUCCACAGGGAUUGUAAAUGUUGGAACAUGCUUUGAGGGGUGGCAAUGGUCAUAGUGGCUUAAUAAAACUGCCAAGUUCCUGAAUAUUUCAAGAUAAAGGCAUUGCUUCUGGAGGAAGAAAGCAGUACUUCCCACACAUGCCUUUAACUCCUCUGACUUACUGUAUCCUUGCUUCUGUGUGAUGCUCCUCUCUGACUAUUCUCUCUAAUUCUACUCUCCUCCUGCUUUCCAUAGCCUUGUCUCCUUCCCUCCAAACCACCUGCCUCUAAACACGUCCAAAAUUUUACAAGGAAAAGUGUAGCAUAUUCAUUAACUCUUCCUACUGAAAAACAAACAUCAAUUAGGGUGUAAACAUUUUUAUCUUAUAAAAGCAAUGAAUAAGGAGUAAAGAGUCACACCGGUGACACACCAAGAGAAGAACAAAAAGAAAAUCUGAAAAUGUCAGUUUCUAUAUUUAUAUUGUUAUUAGUCAGUAUUCCCUUAUUCCCCCUAUUUUCAUCUAAAAUCUCUGUUCUCUUCCCACGUUGCACAAGAGUGAAAAAGUCUGUAUCUAUCCAUAAUGAACAGGAAAGAGCCUAUUUCUAGGGAGACUUAAAAUAGAUUUAUAGAGAUCAUGCUUUCCAAUGUCCUGCAAUGUUGUCAUUUGUAACAUUUACACCAUCAGUUUGAAUGUGAUUUGUCAAGUUUCCCUUGUACUGAGGGCGGAGGCAGCCAGCAGUCCCUGAACAAGUCUAUGCGAACCCUUGGAGAGAAUCCUUGAGCACUGGUUGUCUAGUUUGGGUAUGAGAACAGAAUCUCCCUGUCCUGGUUGCCCGUCAGGGAUUCUGACACAGAGGUGUGGACACAGCAAUUGACUUGUUCUUAGUUUUAUAUUUCUUUUUGGUUUUUCUAUCAAUAAGAUAUUUGCAGUGUGAUUAAAAAGUCUUAUGUAACAAACACAGUGGGAAGUGCUUAUGUCUGCAAUGUUAAAUGAAUAAGGUAAAUGUUAAACAUACAGAGUUAAAUAUGCAUUUUGAUUCUGCUCUGUCAAGCCAGACCAGAAACCUGGAAACAACUGAAGCAAGCCACCUUGUCAGUGGGUAAAAACCUACUUUACUUAGACUAUAACUGGCUAUAAGUCUUAUUGUUCUGUUUUGUAGUUGUUUGGUUUCUUUUCUUCGUUUAAGUAACCUAAUUUUGAGCCUCAAUAAACUCUCGGGAUAAUUUGUUCCUGUUUAUUUUUAAAAUUAAACAUUUAGAUUCCAUUUCUGGUCCUUUGUCUUUUGUCCCUUUUUAUCACAGAAUUUUGAGAAGAUCAGUACCCAUUACUGUAAAAUAUAAUUUUGUUGAAUUUAUAAGCAAUUAUUUCUUUAAAUUAUAUGGGUCUAAGUGGGACACUUUUGUUAAUUUAACUACCUGAAUAUUUAUUUUGCUGGAGUAAGGAGGCAACUGUCUGUGAAUCUUUUGUUAAUAUUACUUUGUAAAUUGUGUAAUGUAAUUUAUUUUAAAUUAUGUGUACUUAUUUUUAGCACAAAAUAUCUAUGUACAAGUACUGCAGAUUGGCAAACACUGUCACUGAACUUUAUGCAGCCAAUGUGGAUGAUGUGUGGAGAUGUAAUGUGCUUUUCUACAUUUUCAUAUGGGUUAUUUGUAAAUAUCUAUAUUGCUGACAGACAUAAAUCAGAAAUCAUUUUCAUUCUAA